This is a messenger RNA of Nelumbo nucifera (sacred lotus), 1509 nucleotides long. RefSeq lists its product as uncharacterized. Gene Ontology annotation, molecular function: hydrolase activity. NCBI's taxonomy places the organism in Eukaryota, Viridiplantae, Streptophyta, Magnoliopsida, Proteales, Nelumbonaceae. The record is from RefSeq and is a predicted model, not a curated record.
UCUACACUGAUGCACAUAAACAAAGGGAGGGAAGGAAAGCAAGAAAAAAAAAGUGGGGGAAGAGAGAAAAGCUCAUAUGCUUUUGUGUCUCCUCCACAAACAGUGAAGUCCAGGCAUAGAUUCUAUCGGUAUUAGAAAUCGAGAGACCCUCUUAGUUGGGGGGUCUCAUUCAUGCAUGAUGUGCUUUGAUUUAUGGUGGAUUCUCUGCUCAUAAAGAUUUCCUGCUUUCCCCCCCUUUCUUUCUCUCUCCUUCUAGUGGACGCCUUUCUCUUUCUGGGCUUCUAGGUGGUUCCGGGCACAGCUUAUAGCUGGUGAACUCUUCUUAAUCAUUGUUGCAAUAGGCGGGCCCUGUUGGCGCAGUUCUUCGGGCAGUCGAGAUGAGUUUUACUAGCCAUUCUGCGGGUUCUGGUAGUAGAGCUGCUAGAAGGACAUUCGAGUUUGGGAGGACCCACGUGGUCAGACCCAAAGGAAAACACCAGGCAACUAUAGUUUGGCUACAUGGUCUUGGUGAUAAUGGCUCAAGCUGGUCCCAGCUCCUGGAAACACUUCCUCUUCCAAAUAUUAAAUGGAUAUGCCCAACAGCUCCUACUCGACCAGUAGCGAUCUUUGGUGGUUUUCCUUGUACUGCAUGGUUUGAUGUGGGAGACCUUUCAGAAGAUGGUCCUGAUGAUGUGGAGGGUUUAGAUGCUUCUGCAGCACAUGUUGCAAACCUGUUGUCAACAGAACCUGCUGAUAUUAAAGUUGGUAUUGGGGGGUUUAGUAUGGGUGCUGCAACUGCCCUCUAUUCUGCAACUUGCUGUGCUCAAGGGAAGUAUGGGACUGGCAACCCAUACACUGUCAACCUAAGUGCAGUUGUUGGUCUAAGUGGCUGGCUUCCGUGUUCAAGGAGUUUGAAGAACAAGUUGGAAGGGUCAAAUGAAGCUGUUAGGCGUGCCACAUCUUUGCCCCUUCUAUUAUGUCAUGGCAGAGCCGAUGAUGUAGUCCUUUAUAAGCAUGGAGAGAAAUCUGCAGAAGUGUUAAGUUCAUCCGGAUUUCGUAAUCUUACCUUUAGAACCUACAAUGCGCUUGGCCACUAUACGGUCCCAGAAGAGAUGGAUGAGGUCUGCAAUUGGCUUACUGCAAGGCUGGGGCUAGAGGGGUCCCGCCCGUAAUCAUACCGCCAUUUUAAUUUUCAAAUAAUAGCUUAAUUACAAGAAGUGUUAAGAGGGUGCCGGGAAAUGAUAUUAUUAUCUAUCUGUAAUGAAUAGAAAGUGAGCAGUUAGGAGUAGAUGUGGGUGUGGAGUAUAUGGUAUAGUGGCAUCAAUCUAGUUCUUCCCUUUUGCUCUUUUUUGCCUUUCUUAAAAGGAACUUUUGAAUAUGCUCCUCUCUUAUUUAGGAGUAGAUUUUGGCACCUAAAUGGAUUGGUAAUGGCGCAGAAGAAGCAUCCAAAGUUUUUCAUAUGGUACUCGGAAUUCUUUUAUCAAACCUAAUGUGCUAAAUCCCUUGGCAUCAAAGUGUUUGUUCUAAUUA